This is a messenger RNA of Drosophila willistoni, 369 nucleotides long. RefSeq lists its product as uncharacterized. The record is from RefSeq and is a predicted model, not a curated record. The transcript has 2 exons. NCBI's taxonomy places the organism in Eukaryota, Metazoa, Arthropoda, Insecta, Diptera, Drosophilidae. The coding region runs from base 1 to 351 and encodes 116 amino acids.
AUGCGGCUAUACUACAGCCAAAAAUUCAAACUUAAAGCGGCACAUAGCCAGUCGCCACCAGGGCACGGCCAAACGCCACCAUUGCUACCGAGUCCACCACCGCCACGCCGGGUGUCGUCUGUCCCCAUUUUCGGGCACAUUCCCUUCCGGGUCCAAUUUCUGAGCGAAGGCCAGAGAAAUGCCUUCCUCAGAAAAAAGGGGUUAAUUUGGCGCACACCCGGAGCACAGAAGGCUGCUUUCCUCCGGCGCAUUGGGGAUGUGAUUGCCGACGACAACAUGCUUGUCAAAUACCCAGUCUGCCUCUUACCAUGUACAAAGCAGUCAAUUGGCAAGGAGGUUAUAGGCAUGUGAUGCACUGGCAAGUGGUGG